AUGUUGAUUCCUGAUGAUAAUGAACUUAACAUGUUUCCGCCAGCUGCGUUAUUCGUAAAUUAUACACCCGGAUUAUCCAAAGAAGGAUAUGAAUUCUUGUUACCAUUUCUUACUCAAUCAUCACUUCAACAUUUUACUAUAACUUCAUAUUAUACUGACAAUUUUUCGCAUAAAUUAGGACAAAAUUUACCAACUACUUUAAAAUGUUUAGAAUUAAAAAAGUGUUCUUUGACUUCUGAAAGAUUCGAUAAUCUUUUAAAAAAUUGUAAUCAUUUAGUUAAAUUAGAAAAGCUUAAUAUCGGAAAUGAUCAACCAAUGUUGGAUCAUUAUAUUAGUCUUAGAAAAUUUAUUAACGUUAAGUCUUGUAAAAGUUUAAAAGAAAUUAUAUUUUAUUACAAAGAUUUUUUUAUUGAUGUUUCGAUGGAAGAAAAGAUUAAGGAAGAAAUUAAGGAAAUUACAAAUUUUGGUGUGGUUUGUAGAUAUUUUGGUUAUGAAGAUAAGUCUGAUGAUUAUUAA
This is a messenger RNA of Dentiscutata erythropus, 516 nucleotides long. Lineage: Eukaryota; Fungi; Glomeromycota; Glomeromycetes; Diversisporales; Gigasporaceae. The record is from the annotation of a GenBank genome assembly.